This is a messenger RNA of Linum tenue, 324 nucleotides long. The record is from the annotation of a GenBank genome assembly. NCBI's taxonomy places the organism in Eukaryota, Viridiplantae, Streptophyta, Magnoliopsida, Malpighiales, Linaceae.
AUGAUUGCAGGGGGAACGGAUACAACCACCGUAACAGUAACAUGGGCGAUCGCUCUUCUACUAAACCACCGCCACGUACUGCGCAAGGCGCAGGAGGAACUCGACGGCGUCGUCUCGAAGGAAAGAGCGCUGACGGAAGGGGACAUCGGGAAGUUAAUUUACCUGCAAUCCAUCGUUAAAGAGACGAUGAGAAUGUACCCGCCGGCGCCUCUGUUGGCGGUGCGGGAGUUCGUCAGGGACUGCGACGUGGCAGGUUACAGGGUCCGGAAGGGCACGUGGCUGAUGGUGAAUGCAUGGAAGAUUCAGAACGACCCAAGCAUGUGA